Ostrinia nubilalis (European corn borer) is the source of this 2052-nucleotide messenger RNA. It is a transcript of the gene Scr-c, whose product is annotated as MAM and LDL-receptor class A domain-containing protein 1-like. The record is from RefSeq and is a predicted model, not a curated record. Lineage: Eukaryota; Metazoa; Arthropoda; Insecta; Lepidoptera; Crambidae. The transcript has 10 exons. The coding region runs from base 229 to 2052 and encodes 607 amino acids. Gene Ontology annotation, cellular component: membrane.
UUCUGGACGAGGGCGCUCUGCCUCGUAGUGCUGAAGCUCGAAUGUUUCAGUAAAUGGAGUGACGUUUCUGCCGCUCGUUUAAUCUUUGACCCAGUUAAAAGUCACUUUGCAAAAUGACCAUUACCCAGUAACCAGAACAUACUCAUGUUGUUAACAAACAGUUUUUAUUUCGGAUAAUUUAUUAAAUUUUUACAUUUUAUUUUAAUUUAGUGAUAGUAACAAGUGAACAUGUUUAAAUGGAUUUUGUUUUUAUCUGUAUUAAGCGUCAUAGAUGCUGAAAUGGUCCCCGGCCAGUGCGUGGUGCCUCGCCUGGCCAACGGAAGACUGCGCUGGCGCAGUCGCAGCAAGCUCAUCAGGUUCUCCUGCAACUACGGCUUCGAGCUGGUCGGCAGUCGGUACGCCACCUGCCGGAACGCGCAGUGGGACACGCCUAAACCGACGUGUGUCAAGCCAGGGUGCCCAGUGCCUCAGCUGACGAACGGUCUGGUCAUCACGUCUCGCUCGGACGCCUUCCUGGUGUUCUUCUGCCUGCCCGGCUUCAAGCUGGUCGGGACAACUGCCAUGUACUGCGAUGGAAAGUCGUGGAACACUACUAUGCCUUCUUGUGUUGAUUCCACAAUGGUUUCUAAGACGAGCUGCGACUUCGAAGACCCAGACCUGUGCGGCUGGGCCCAGGACAGCCUCCACGACUUCGACUGGGAGCGGCUGAACCGGAAGACGCCGAGCUCCUUCAUGAACACUGGACCUUCCUACGACCACACCAUUGGGAAAGGAGGAGCAGGGUAUUACAUGUACAUAGAGAGCUCGUCCCGACUAGAGAACGAGACGGCGCGUCUCAUCUCACCCAUAUACGACAUGGAAAUAGCUAAGGAUGGGUGCUUCUCCUUCUACUACCACAUGUUUGGCAGGUACCUCGGAGGCUUGAGGGUGUACCAGAAACCAGACAACAUUCCUCUUCAGACCAUGCUCAAGCUGCCAGAAGAAACAAGGAAGAAAUACGUAUUGUUUGAGCAAUGGGGAGACCAGGGGGACUUUUGGUAUAGGGGGGUCUCCCAGCUUCAUGAUUUCGGUGAUAAUUUUCAGAUAGUGAUGGAAGGCAUUCGAGGCAAGAGAUUCACCAGUGACAUAGCCAUCGACGAUGUCGCCAUACUGCAAGGGGAGAACUGUACUAUAGCCAAGAGAAACAUGGUCACUCCACCUCCAGCUAUGUUACCUAGCACAUGCGAGGGCAGAUGUGGAAGUGGCAACCUGGCCCUGAUAGGGUGUAGCUGCGCGUAUACCUGCCUCGUCAGCUAUAACUGCUGUCCCGACUACUUCGAAGUCUGCCUCGAUAUGAUAGACUCUACCACCGAAGACACAAAUCUAAACUCAGCAGAACUACCUCAAACCCAAAAACUAGUCGCCAAAAACACAACAGAAAGAGUGGAAAACACUGCAGUUGUUAGAAUCGCGUCAACAACAGAACCGCCUACAAGAACACCUAAAACAACAUCUAGAGCAACCACAAAAGUUGUUACUACCGAAAAAACAACACAUCCAACAACUAGCACAACUACUAGUACCACAACAAGUAGUACCACAAAAAGAGUGCAACCAAGAGUGACGAAAGAUACGGUUUUCCAGAAAGACGCAAUAAAUGCAAACGUCAACACCACGGAAAAGAUUCAAAAACUCACAACACCAAAAAUGGUUCGACCGUUUGUUGAUUACAAGCCAACUAAAAUGGCAAAGGGUACACCUGUACUACCCACGUCAACAGUUAGAACGACCAAGUUUGUGAAGUAUACGAAGGCUCCUAAACCAAGGAUAAGGAAGGCUAAUGCCACGGAUGCAACAAAUGCACUAUAUCGACCAACAUCAACACCAGCUAAAUCUAGCGCCUGGAGGGGGGUUCUGAUCACGCUGGCGGUGCUGGUAUGCGGCGCGGGGCUGGCGUGGCUAGCGGCGGGGGCGAGGGGCGCGCGGGGGCGGGCGGCGCUGGCCACGCUGCGCGGCCGCGCGACGCAUGACCCGGAGGUGCGCUACCUGCACUCCGACAACGAUGACGAAUAA